Funneliformis mosseae is the source of this 525-nucleotide messenger RNA. The record is from the annotation of a GenBank genome assembly. NCBI's taxonomy places the organism in Eukaryota, Fungi, Glomeromycota, Glomeromycetes, Glomerales, Glomeraceae.
AUGCCUAAAAAGAUAAAGCAAAAAUACAAUAAACUUGAAAAUAAUGACAACUCAAAUAGUAUUCUCAAACCAACUUUCCCUCCCACUUUAAUAGCAAAUGAUCUCAUCAAAAAUGCCAUUAAAUCCAACAAACCUAACAAAAGUAGAGCAAUAACAUUUCCAAACGCUUUUAUCGCGUAUAGAAUGGCAUUAACCAAAGAAUAUCGUAAUAAGAACAUUACAUUACCCCGUAUGGGCCAACUUUCUAAACUUGCAAAAAAUUCAUGGGAGGAAGAAUCAAAAGAUGUCAAAGAAUUUUACAAUAAGCUAGCUGAGGAUGCCAAAUCUUUGGGUGGCGCAGAAUCGGUUUACGUCUAUCAAGAUACCGAAGUAAAUACCGUUAAGCAAAAUUCAUCAAGUGAGCAUUUUCCAAAAGAUUCUUCUCCCAAUUAUAGCUUUUACGAAGAUCCGUAUGGACAGAAUUCAUCUGAUCGGGAAUUACUUUAUAUACUUGAUUUUCAUUUCACAAUUAAUCCACACGAUUAA